This is a messenger RNA of Xiphias gladius (swordfish), 5785 nucleotides long. RefSeq names its product phosphatidylinositol 3-kinase regulatory subunit alpha-like. NCBI's taxonomy places the organism in Eukaryota, Metazoa, Chordata, Actinopteri, Istiophoriformes, Xiphiidae. Gene Ontology annotation, molecular function: protein binding; 1-phosphatidylinositol-3-kinase regulator activity. Bases 947 to 3100 code for a protein of 717 amino acids. Gene Ontology annotation, cellular component: phosphatidylinositol 3-kinase complex. Gene Ontology annotation, biological process: phosphatidylinositol phosphate biosynthetic process; insulin receptor signaling pathway. The record is from RefSeq and is a predicted model, not a curated record. The transcript has 17 exons.
CAUCAGUGCCCUGCCUCCUCAACCAGCUGUAGUCGCUUGUAAUCUCUUAAAUCCACGUUGUUUGUCCCCUUAACGCUACAAAUUCGCGAUGUGAAAAGGAAAAAAACUUAAAUAUCUUCAUUUUUUCCCACACACAUUAACAUUAUUUUGUCGCUGGCGCUGCGUACCACGCAGUAAUUUUGAAACACAUGUUCGCGAGAAGUCUUUUAUUUUCAAAGCAGGCCGGAACUUGUCAAUUCUGCUCGCGCUACAUUGUUAUAUAACGCAUAUAAGCGAAGAAAAUAUGUCCUUAAAGUGGACUGUGGGGGAAACGUUGAAUGCAAACCGUAUGCUUAUCUAAUAGUCUAACGAUUUACCUUAAAACUCGAUCUUUAUUUUAAACGUUAGGCUUUUUGACACAAUAAAAGCAGUUAUACUUUGACAGUCCGCACCGGAAGUGCCGCGAAUCGUUGUGAACUCGACGCACUUCUCGCAUCUGAGAUUCGGACGGACGAACCACGAGUGUCUUCAUUUUGGAGUUAAUCGAUAACGCAACGGAAUAUCUCAGCUUUGGACACCGUCCGGACCUCGCGUCUGCCCGCCGCUCCACGAUGGCGUCCGCCGUUUGCUCUGCCGGAGGGUUUUCGAGGGGGAGAAAAUAAAAAAAAAAGGUGGAUCCGUUGCCUCGCCAGAUGCGGCCGCUACCUCUGCUGAGACUCCUGUUCAUGAACGACGAGGAUGCUUUGAUUGGGCAGCCGUGGCUCGGCCUGGAGGGAUGACAGGACAUUAGCAGACAUGGAGACAGGGGAGACACACAGAGAGCUGGAAACGCCGUAUUUACUUAGUCUGGAUUCUCCACAUUAGAUCCCCCUCAGGACAAGAGUAAACCCUAUUUUUAUAUUUUUUUAUUCAGAGCUGUUUUUGUUAGUCAUUGUGAAGCCAUACUCAGCUGACCAAAGCAGUCAGGAUGAGCUCGGAGGGCUUUCAGUACCGAGCGCUGUACGACUACAAGAAGGAGAGGGAGGAGGACAUAGACCUGCAUGUCGGGGACAUGCUGCUGGUCAGUAAAGGAGCGCUGCUGGCUCUGGGCUGCGGCAGCGGAGCCGAAGAACGACCAUCGGAGAUCGGAUGGCUGCCGGGCUUCAAUGAGACCACACAGGAAAAAGGCGACUUCCCGGGGACGUACGUGGAGUUUGUCGGCAGAAAGAGGAUGUCCCCGCCCACACCGAAGCCCCGCCCACCCAGACCGCCAUCUGCGGCGUCGGCGAGGACCGACUCCGAGUCAGACGGCUUCAUGUUGCCAGACCUGCCAGAGCAGUUUGGACCCCCAGACACAGCCCCUGCCCUCCUCAGCAGACUGAUGGAGGCCAUAGAGACUAAAGGUCUGGACAGUCCGAGUGUGUAUCGCAGCGUGAGUGGAGGAGGUCUGGACACCCGGCAGCUGGCCGACACCGACUUGGAGCAGCUGGAGGUGUCGUCCCUGUGUGACGGGGUGGUCCGGUUCCUGCUUGACCUCCCUGGUCCCGUCCUGCCCUCCUCGCUGCAGGCUGACAUGAUCCAAGCGGUGCAAGAGGUCCGAGACCCAGAAGACUGCGCCCAGGUGCUGCGAGGUGUGGCAAGCUCGCCAGCCUGCCCGGCCCAGUACGGCCUGACCCUGCUCAGCGUGGUCCGACACCUCGCCCGACUCUGUUUGCAUGGCUCCAGAAACCAGCUGAGCCCCCGAAACCUGGCUGAGAGCUUCAGUCCACUGCUGUUCAGACAGACUGCAGGGUCUGAGUCAAGUUUGGAUCCUCUGGUUCAGGUCCUGGAGGUUCUGAUAACCAGCGAGCUCAACAUGAACCAGGCUGCACCAGCUUUACCUCCUAAACCAGUGAAGUCGUCGACUCCAGCGCCUUCCUGUAGUUUUAACAACAGUAUCGCUCUGCAGGACGCCGAGUGGUACUGGGGAGACAUUUCCAGAGAGGAGGUGAAUGAGAAGCUGAGAGACACAGCUGACGGUACAUUCCUGGUCCGAGACGCCUCCACUAAGAUGCACGGAGAUUACACCCUGACUCUGAGGAAAGGAGGCAACAACAAACUGAUCAAGAUUUUCCAUCGGGAGGGGAAGUACGGCUUCUCUGACCCUUUAACCUUCAGCUCAGUGGUGGAGCUGAUCAACCAUUACCGCCACGAGUCCCUGGCCCAGUACAACCCCAAACUGGACGUCAAGCUGCUCUACCCAGUCUCCAAACACCAACAGGACCAGGUGGUGAAGGAGGACAGUAUAGAAGCUGUGGGGAAGAAGCUCCACGAGUAUCACCUGCAGUACCAGGAGAAGAACCGAGAGUACGACAGACUGUAUGAAGAGUACACCAGAACAUCGCAGGAGAUCCAGAUGAAGAGGACGGCCAUCGAGGCGUUCAACGAGACCAUAAAGAUCUUCGAGGAGCAGUGUCAGACUCAGGAGCGCUUCAGUAAAGAGUACAUCGAGAAGUUUCGUCGAGAGGGCAACGACAAGGAGAUCCAGAGGAUCAUGGAGAACUACGACAAGCUGAAGUCUCGGAUCAGUGAGAUCGUGGACAGUAAGCGUCACCUGGAGGUGGAUCUGAAGAAGCAGGCCGCCGACUACAGAGAGAUCGACAAGAAGAUGAACAGCAUCAAACCAGACCUGAUCCAGCUCCGCAAGACCAGGGACCAGUACCUCAUGUGGCUGACCCAGAAGGGGGUUCGUCAGAGGAAACUGAACGAGUGGCUCGGUCUGAAAAACGAAACCACAGAGGACGAGUACAGCAUGGUGGAGGAUGAGGAGGACCUUCCCCACCACGACGAGCGUCUGUGGCGCCUGGGAAACAUCAACCGCAGUCAGGCCGAGUCUCUGCUCCGAGGGAAGCGAGACGGCACCUUCCUGGUCCGAGACAGCAGCAAACCGGGCUGCUACGCCUGCUCCGUGGUGGUGGACGGAGAGGUGAAACACUGCGUCAUCAACAAGACGAGCACCGGUUACGGUUUUGCGGAGCCCUACAACCUGUACGGAUCUCUGAAGGAGCUGGUGCUGCACUACCAGCACACCUCGCUGGUGCAACACAACGACUCGCUCAACGUCACGCUGGCCUUCCCCGUCUACAGCCAGCAGAGACGGUGACCCACCCGGUCCCUCCCGACUUACACUGUCACGGUAGACCAGCAGCAAGACCUCGAUUACACACCUGACCCCCAGAACAGGAGCCGGUCAGUCCGACACGUCUCACCAAACGAGCGAGAAGGAAGUCAACACCUCCCACUUGUCUCUCUUCACAGACCAGUGCCUGACCACACCAUACAUCUCACUCUGAACACGUUACGCUUAAAGCUCUGUGUGAAAACUCGGCUCCAUAACGACACCGUGGACAGAAGUUGUUGUUGUUGAACUUGUAAAGACCGUAAACCAGCCGUCCUGGUGCUGCACAUCACAGUGAAACAAGAAACGCGCGUUCUGUUUAGCACAAUGAAGAUGACGAAGCUCCGUGUCCAGUUUAAUGCUUUGUUACAUCCUAUAGGAGCUGACUAAACAACUAAGAGUUUACUGUGAAAGCUUUAACUCCCUGUGAGGAUGGUGGGGGGAAAAACUAACAGCCCCACCUGACUCUAAAAAUACAGUAAAAAAAAAAACAAAAAAAACAAACCUCUCAGUUCAUAGAAAGUAAAAAUGUUGCUCAGUUGUCCAGGUGAUCGGGUGCCGAAGAUCAGCCUCAGUCAGUGAGGAGAAAGGUCCGAUCAUCAGAGUCCGAGACAGCGCUUCAGGUCGGGGUCGCACGAGAACAAAACCGAACCAAAAAAAUGUCCCUGUGCGUCCUGCACUGUCUAAAAAACCAAAACAUUCGCUCUUAGGUUGAAAGUGCUGCUGAGAGCCAGGUAUUACGUGACAACACUCAGCUCCCGCACAAUUAGAGCACUUAAGGUGAAUAAAUUGGAUAGUUGUGUUUCAGUACAGAGACAUGUGUGAGGCACUCCAAUACCAAAUGAUAACCAGCCCGUAUACAGUGUAUUGAGAGACAUCAAAAAUCAGUUACCCAAAGGAACAGAAGCACAGGGGGAAGAUGGAAACGUAUUGUUAAUCUGCCUUACAGGCACAAUGACAGGACUAAGGAACAUUUAAAGAUGAUAAAAACAAAGCCUGAUCAGGAAUCAUGUCAGUGAAUAUUUGUUCCUGGAUGAGACGCCUGACGAAGAUCUCUGGACCGAAACGUAACUGUUCAGAAAACGUACCUUUAGUGUUGAUGGUGAGCAGGAGACGACUCGUCCUCUAUUCUCCUGCUCACCCGUCUGUAUACAGGUGAGCAAAGAUCACGCUUCCUGUGCGACUCGGCGUCGUUUGAAUUUCUUUUAGUACGACAGCAGGUAUGACGAGUUUGAGUAACGAUACCGCAGCUGUUCUUGAUUUGAUUCCUCAUAAAUCUUGUCAAAUGUAAGGACUAAAACUGGAAAAUUUGGAUUAAAAUCAGGAACUGUCUGGUCAAAGACAGGAUAGUGAAAAUGACCCGACGUUUGUUUUCAACUUUCAGUAGCUUAGCUUUGAUUCUCGGUGCCACACACAGUCAGAAGCAGAAAAGCAUUGAGAGUUGAUCUGUUUUUGAAAGCACUUGAAAAGCGUUUUCUGUUUUCUGUCUUUGUUUCAUUACUGUCAAGUGAAGCUCUGUUGAUUAGGUUCAGUCAGUCAGAUGAUGUAACUCGUGGACCAGUCCUGACAGCAGCUCGAUCUCUGAUCAGUUUACAUGAAGAAGGGUAACAAAACACUAAAUCCACUUUGCCGACUUAAUCUGUCCUGGUCCCAUUUUACACUGGUCACUGCAACCAAAGUUUUUUUUUUUCCUCUUUCCGGAGAAAAUUCAGUAACAUUGAACGGCAUUUUUCAAACUGUGUGAAGGAGGCUUCUUCAAGCCAAAACAGGGUGUGACGUUGAUCUUUACUGUCUUUUAGUUUUCCCCUGAAGGUCUCUGGGGCUCCAGGCCCGUUCAGAAGUGAGUCCCAUGUGAUCAUGACCUUCCACGGUAACUUUCCGGUUUACUGUCUGUGGAGAAACAAGGUACUGAACCGUCUCGUCAGAGCUGGUCUGGACUGAACUGCAGCGGGAGGAGCAGAGCUGACCCGAGGUCUGGUUUAAAAUGACAGACUCGUCCUUUAAUCAUAGCACUGAACUGCUGGUCCAGCACGCUUCAGCAGAACAGGGCCCCAACUGGACUGGUCUCUGAAACUGCUUCUGUGGGCUGCUGAUGAUGAUGAUGAUGAUGAUGAUGAUGAUGAUGAUGAUGAUGUCAGAUAUACAAUAUGGUGGACAAUCUAGAGAGAGACUUCUUGCAAACACUGUGAGUGACUGAACGAGGUUUAACAUUUUAACAUGAGGGCGAAUCCAUGGAUCCGCAUUUCAUAUCGGGAGGGGAAAAAACCUGCAUCCCGCCUUCAUUCCCAGCCCCCCCCCCCCUUCCAAAAAAAAAAAAAAAAAAAAAUCCCAUCAGUGUUUUCCAGUUCCCCGUCUCUUCAGGUUUCGUUUGGAUGUUUGAGUCGUACUUUUUACGCCGCCCGAGCGGGUUGUUUAAUUUUUGCAGGGUGAACGGAUGAUUCCUUUAUUCUCUCAUUUCAUUAAACGUCUCUCAGCCCAAGUCCUGGUCCUGGACACUCAAAGAUCCGCGGGUGCUGGAUCAAAACUGAGAGUCUUUUAAAAGAUUCAGGAACGACGAGAACUGGAUCUCAUUUUGGCUUUUGUAUCCACACACUUGUGGGAUUAAGAUUCAUGGACUUGUGGACAAUAUGACGCUCAACCGAUGUAAAACGAUAAAAAUCUGACUCACGA